AUGCUGGCGGUGCGUCACGUGCUGUUCGUUGUUGCCCUCCUGCUGCUGUGCGGGAUUGUGCCGGCGGUUGGGGCGCCAACAAGUAACAUGGAUGAAGUGAUGAAUGCUCUUGAAACUGUAAAGCAAGCUGCAGAUACUGCAGAAGCAACUGUGAGGGAGGCCUACGAGAAGGCUGAGGAUGCUAAGAAGAAAUCAGAAGCGGCGUUAGAUGCCGCGAUGACUGUGGAAAGUGAGACUGUGGCCCUUGAAAAGGCUGUUCAACCUGGCGUUGAUCAGAACAAGGCUGCUGAUGUUAAACAAAAAGCCCUCAAAGCCAUGACAACUUCACAGAACGCAAUGGGUCGCCUUACUCAGGCGGCAGAAUCAUCAAAAUUGGCAGAAAAGGCAGCACAGGCAGCGUUUGAGGUGACGCAUAUGAUCACGGAGAAAGUUAAGAAGGCAAUGGAGUUGUUGGGUGAUUUAGCCCCACAGCAAGUAAAAGAUUUAUUGAAACUCGCAAAAACGAGUGAGGCUGAAUUUUCUCACGCGGUGAGCAAUGCAGCUUCUUCAUCCAGUCUCGCAACCGAAUCUCAGACAAGCGCAACAAGUGUAAACAAGCACGCCAAGCAGGCAGUGCAUGAAGCUGAUGAGAUCAAGAAAGUUGGAGACCAAAACACUGAUGGUGUGAAUUCAGUGAGAAAUAAAGAGAAUAUAAAGAAAGACGCCCAGCUUGCAGCACAACACGCCACUGAGGCGCUGGAUAAAGCUAAAAAAGCGGAAAAUAAAGCGAAAGCUGCAUUUGAAAACGCCAAUGAGGCGGUUCAAGCUUUCCAACAAAUACUGGAUGCUGCAAAGAACGCAGUAACGGCUGCUGAUGAAGUUAUAAAACAAAACUCAAAAGGAGGUGCUCCAUCAUUUACAUCUCAGGGAGGCAGUGAUUUAUCACUGCAGCAAAAUGAACAGGCCCCGCCAGCCGGUGAUUCAGAGGCAGCCGUCGUGCCUAAUGGUCUUUCUUCAACCGAACCCACUGAAGCUACCACAACGUCUGAUGAACACACUGGGGAGACAUCCUCUCCAGCCAGCGAUGCGCCUGAGUCUCCUCUGCUUCCAUCGAGCAGCGUUGUGAGUGCCGCGAUGGGUGGGAGUGGCGGCACAGACGGCAGCGGCAGCGCAGGGUGGAUGUGUGCGCCGUCACUGCUGUUGCUGUUGGGUGCAUUGAUUGGCUGCUCGGUUUUCUGA
This is a messenger RNA of Trypanosoma grayi, 1218 nucleotides long. RefSeq lists its product as hypothetical. The coding region runs from base 1 to 1218 and encodes 405 amino acids. Lineage: Eukaryota; Euglenozoa; Kinetoplastea; Trypanosomatida; Trypanosomatidae. The transcript has a single exon. The record is from RefSeq and is a predicted model, not a curated record.